Molecule: messenger RNA, 1799 nt
Organism: Ornithorhynchus anatinus (platypus)
Lineage: Eukaryota; Metazoa; Chordata; Mammalia; Monotremata; Ornithorhynchidae
Gene: IL10RB
Product: interleukin 10 receptor subunit beta
Exons: 7
Coding region: 323-1345 (340 amino acids)
Biological process (GO): blood coagulation
Cellular component (GO): membrane
Molecular function (GO): protein binding; interleukin-10 receptor activity
Source: RefSeq, a predicted model, not a curated record
CUGUCGGAGGUCAGGGAUUCGCCCCGGCUGGACCUCGACCCCCUCCGAGCCUCUCAGCCCGGGACCUCCGACUCGGGGAGCGGGUCCCGGGUUCGAAUCAUCGCACCGUCGCUUCCCGGGACCUCGAAGCCGUGCGGCUCGCCCUCCGAGGACCGGUCUCGCCCUGCAGGUCACUCCGAGCGGGGUGGGGAAGGGGAAGCCCCCCGCCCCAUUGCUUUGGAGGAAGAAGAGGAGAAGGACAGGGGAAGUCCGACCGACGAAGGGGCGGGCGCGUCGAUUCCUGGAAGCCGGGCGGGGGGUCGGGCCGGGUUGCCCCGGGGCCAUGGAGCGGAGCUUGCUGGCCGGCGGCCUCCUUCUGGCAGUGCUGGGAGCAGUGCCAAAGCCCGAAAAUGUCAGGAUGAAUUCGGUGAAUUUGAAGAACAUCUUAGAGUGGGAGUUGGCCCCUUUACCCUAUGAAAAUGUGACCUUCACAGCUCAAUCGAUGAGCUACACGGGAGUCUUUGAAGACGUGUGCAAGAACAUCGUGCUCAGGCAGUGUGACUUCUCGCAUCUGGCCAAGUACGGCGACCACACCUUGCGGAUUUGGAUGGAGACGGAGGGAGGCCAUUCCGACUGGGUGAACGUCACCUUCCACCCGGUGGAGGACACUGUCAUCGGACCGCCCAACCUGCAAGUGAAACCCGUGUCCAGCUCCCUGCACGUCCACUUCUCGUUCCCGAAGAUUGAAAACGAACCCGAAACGUGGACGUUGAAGGACUAUUACGGCUCGUGGGAGUAUAAGGUGCUCUACUGGAAAAGGGGCACUUCCCAGAAGCUCGAGAUGGUCACCCCGUUUGAAUCGGACAUGCUCCCCGAUCUGGAUCCUCGGACCACCUACUGCCUUCAAGCCCAAGGGCUCGUCCCCGCACUGAACAAGUCGGGCCUCUGGAGCCAGCCAAUCUGCGAGACCACGGCCGACGACGGCAAAACGCCCGUGUGGGUUAUCGCCGUCAUGCUGCUGGCGUCUCUGGUAGCGGUUCUCCUGGUGGUCCUCUGCAGCUUCUCCGUGCUCUGGUACUUAUACCGCCAAGCCAGAUACGUCUUCUUCCCCGGCUAUUCCCUCCCGAAGCUUCUGAAAGAGUGUCACCCUUCCCACGGCACCCCGUUUCUCUCCUCUCCGCCCUCCGAGAAGGAACCCUGUGACAAACUGAGCGUCGUCCUGGUGGAGUCCGAGGGCCACAGGCAACACGCCUCGGUCGGUAGCCCCCGAGCCGACAGAGUUCCCGAGGAGAAGCCCCCGGUCGGGCCCGACGGCCCGGAGGUCACCGUGUCGGCCCCAACAGAGCCGAGCGCAGAAGGCUCCUGAAAACCCCGACCCCCACCACUCCGUGCCGAGGAGAGGACCCGCGACCGGGCCGGAUGGAUGGACUUGGUUUAGAUGUUCCGAGCACCACGGUCAGGAAGGGGGCCGCGUCCUCUGUUCCACGGUCGGGCUUGAACGGUAGGAAAAAAAGGUCCGCCAUGUGACCCUCCCGCCUCGGGAUGAAGCCUCGCCCCUCCCACGCUCACCGCGAAGGGUGCGGAUCUUCUGGAAUGGGAAGCAGGUGGGAAGGAUGGGGAUGGCAUGAUCCCAGGAAAUCCUGCCUCAUUCCAACCUUGCUGCUUUUUGUAUUUAACUGUUCUUUUUGUUUCAAGGAAAUAUUAGUGGCUUUAUUUUUUUGUCAUUGUAUGCUGGCUAAAGCUAGCAGAUCAAUAUUUUUCUACCUUAACGUAUGGAUUAAUAAAAAGCCCGAAAAAGACUGCCGUCGGGAAACCCAAGA